AUGGACCGCAGCUCCGAGCACCGUGGGGACCCCGGGGGGGAAGACGGAGAUGUGGCUAACCUGUCCCCCAAGCUGUCCGGGAUCAAGGCCACCUCUGGCCCCCACUCCCCGGCCGAACCGCCGGAGCCGGAGCCGGGGACCGUAGAGGCUUCGGAGGGAGGCGCCGCCGAGGACGAGCCCGCCGAGCCCCGGGAAGGGCCGGCGGCCACGGAGGCUGUGGACCAGGCGGCACCCGGGGAGCCGGAGCCGCCGGCCGAGGCUGAGACUGAGCCGGAACCCGGGGAGCCGGCCGACGCUGGGCCUGAGGAGACAGCCCAGCCGGGGCCCGAAGGCGGGUCCGCGGAACCAGAGGAGAGGGCGGAGGAGGAGAGGGAGGAGGCGCAGGAGGAGGAGGAGGGGGAGGAGUCGGAGGAGUCGGAGGAGGGAGAGGAGGCCGCGGCAGCGGCGGUCAAGGGGAGGAGGAAGAAAGCCCCCUCGGCGGUCUCUGUGCCGCUGUCCACCACCGGCCAGGAGAAAGCUGCGCCAACCCGGGAGGCUGAGCAGGAGGACGGGGAGAAGGAGAAGGAGAGCGAGGAAAUCAAGGAGAGGGGUGUGCAAGGAAGCCCGGUGAAAAGCAAGGAAAAGGAGGAAGGUGAGAGACUGGACGAGGGGGAGGAUGAAUGGACCGAGGAGAUGAAGAAGCUGCAGGAGCACCAGCUGCGCGCUGAGCUCCUGGAACAGUACCAGUCGCUGGUGGUGGAGCGCAGCAACUACCAGCGUUACAACAUCUACCUGCAGCACAAGAUCUCCGAGGCGCUGCGCAAGAAGAAGGGCCUGGAUGCCGCCGAGGUGCCCGACAAGGGCAUGGAGCCUGAGGCCCCAGAGAAAGAGCAAGCAUACCUCCGCCAUCUGGCCUUGCUGGAGGAGCUGAGGAAGCAACAGGCAGACGACCUGGACUGGUAUCACCAGGAGCUGAACCAGCUGAAGAAGCAGUGCAAGGAGGUGCUCUCCAGCGUGGAGAAGGAAUGGACAAGCUUCCAGGCGCUCAAGAAGCAGGUGGUGAUGCAGGCCAUGGGCAGCUGUCAGAUGCGCGGCGGUCGCCAGGCUGCACUGCGAGAGGUGGAGCAGAUCCAGGCGCUGGAGGAUAAGAAGGAGAAGGAGAUGAGUGCCGUGAGGCUUGAGAACGUGCAGUUAAAGCAGAGCUUGGUGCAUUUUGAAACACGGAUGAGGGCCCAGGAGGACCUGACGGAGGGGCUGCUCCUCAUCGAUUUUGAACAGCUGAAGAUUGAGAACCAGACCUUCAAUGAGAAAGUGGAGGAGCGAAACGAGGAACUUUUAAAACUGCACAACAAGGUGACCAACAACGUGCAAAUAAUAACCCACGUGAAAGAGAAGUUACACUUCGUGGACAUAGAAAACGUGUGCAAAAAGACACAGCUUUUGGAAAUUGAGGCUCAGGUGGCCCUGAGGAGGGACAUCCUGACCAGGACGAAGCAGGUCCGGGACAGCCUGCGGGCUGACAACAUCAAGCUGAAUCAGAAGUGCGGGCUUCUGGGCAAGGAGCUACUCCUUCGGGACAUGGAAGAGAAGGCAGACAGGACAGAAGUGCUCAACCAGCGCAUAGAGUACCUGAAGCGCCAUCAUGCUGGGCUUACUAUGUCCUGCAGAGGUGUGAAGCAGAAGAUCAGGGAGGCCAAAGCCUUUCUCCCAUCUUAA
Messenger RNA from Neomonachus schauinslandi (Hawaiian monk seal), 1695 nucleotides. It is a transcript of the gene CFAP184, whose product is annotated as coiled-coil domain containing 96. Lineage: Eukaryota; Metazoa; Chordata; Mammalia; Carnivora; Phocidae. The transcript has a single exon. Gene Ontology annotation, cellular component: ciliary basal body; axoneme. Bases 1 to 1695 code for a protein of 564 amino acids. The record is from RefSeq and is a predicted model, not a curated record. Gene Ontology annotation, biological process: cilium assembly.